Molecule: messenger RNA, 3651 nt
Organism: Engraulis encrasicolus (European anchovy)
Lineage: Eukaryota; Metazoa; Chordata; Actinopteri; Clupeiformes; Engraulidae
Gene: eda
Product: ectodysplasin A
Exons: 8
Coding region: 123-1229 (368 amino acids)
Biological process (GO): immune response; animal organ development
Cellular component (GO): membrane
Molecular function (GO): tumor necrosis factor receptor binding; death receptor binding; death receptor agonist activity
Source: RefSeq, a predicted model, not a curated record
CCGGGUUGAACUAGUAAUUCACUCUCAUCGAGACGAUCAUAUCUGGAGUUGACCAGAUAAUAGACCCAAGAUUCGAUUAUGUCUAUGUAGCGUCCGACUCACCCGCAAAACAAUCAUCAACCAUGCCACCGAAAUCUUUCCCCGAAAAGUUUGCCAACUUAGAGACCAGAGAUGGUAAACAGUCUGCAUGUGUCUGCAGAAGGGAAUGCAAUAACUGCAAGAUCUUCCUCGGCUUCUUCGUCCUGUCCUUGUCGCUGCAUCUCGUCACCUUGUUUUGUUAUCUGGACCUGAGAUCCGAAGUGAAGCGAGAGAUCCUUGAGAAGAGCCGGGGUGAUGUUAUCCCCGUGGGGUCCGCGGAGCCUCGUGAACUGCCCCCCUCUGAGCUGCAGCUUCUGGACAUGCGCUACUCAGAAAUCGACCUGCAGAGUGGCGUGCACCGGACUCGUGGGCUGAGGGACUCACGGCUAGCCGCAGAGAGCAUGGAGAGUGCGCUCCACCGCGUGAAGAGGAGCCAGGGAGGCAAACGAGGCCCCGAACAAGAACGGAACGGUGGCAACGUGAAGAGAAAGGAAAGAAAAAAAGGCAAGAAAGGGCCCCCAGGUGCUCCCGGCCCUCCUGGGCCCCCAGGCCCAGCAGGCAUACCUGGCAUACCGGGGAUCCCAGGCACCAACGCCCCUGGCCCGCCCGGACCCCCAGGCCCCGUAGGGCCUCCCGGGCCCCAGGGGCCACCUGGCCCGCAAGGUCCGUCAGGGGGUGGUGAGAGGGUUCGGCUGAGAGACUUUCAGCCGGCUGUGGUGCAUCUGCAGGGUCAGGAGACCACCAUACAGGUGAAAGAAGAUCUUUCAGAAGGCGUACUCAGAAACUGGAAAAUGAUCUCCAUGCACCACAAGGUGUUUAAGAUGCACUCGCACUCGGGGGAGCUGGAGGUGCUGGCGGACGGCACCUACUUCAUCUAUAGUCAGGUAGAAGUAUAUUACCUGAACUUCACGGACAUCGCCAGCUACGAGGUGAUGGUGGACAAGACGCCGUUCCUGCGCUGCACGCGCAGCAUCGAGACGGGCCAGCGCAAGUUCAACACCUGCUACACGGCCGGCGUGUGCGUGCUGCGCGCCCGGCAGAAGAUCUCCAUCCGCAUGGUGUACGAGGACACGUCCAUCAGCAUGACCAACCACACCACCUUCCUGGGCAGCAUACGGCUUGGGGACGCACAGCCCGGGGGCCACACCUAACAUCACUACCACCCCUCCAAAAUCUCCUAUCCCUUACUAUACCACCUCCUUGGUAUACGCCUGGGGGACCGCACAGCCCAGGGAGGUAUCUCUAACAUCACUGCACUCUAAAGUCCAUUUCAGUGUCCCUAUUCCCAACCAUGCCACCUUGUAAGGCAGCAUACACUUUUGGAGACGCACAACCUGUGGGGCACACCUAAAGUUACUACAGCCUCUCCAAAUCUCCUAUUCCUUACUAUACCACCGUUUUAGGCAGCAUACUCCUGAGAGACGCACAGCCCAGGAGACACACCUAACACCACUGCAGCCCCCAGUCUAACAUCUAACCAGAUUCCCUUCUCCUUACCACACCUCCUUGUUAGGCGGUUUACGCCUGGGAGACUCACACUCACUCACUGAGGUCCUGCACACUGUUGCGAACCCCUCUUCUCUCCAUCCAAAUCCUUAUUCCCAACCACAGCACUGUCUUAGGCAGCAUAGGCCUGGGAGAUGCUCAACCAGGCGGGCACAUCUAACACACCACUACAACCCCUCCCCACGUCCCACUCCAACGCACACAGAUUCCAUAUUCCGUACCACAGCACCUUCUUAGUCAGCAUACGGCCCGGCAGGGCCCACCUACCAUCACUACAACUCCCUUACUCCAAACUAUUCAUAUCCUCUAUUACUUAUCACACCAACAUCCUGGGCAGUUUCUAACGCCCUUUUCUUCUACAUAACACCUCCCCACCCAAACCUAUCCAAGACGAGAUGCACAGUUCACCUGGUAGGUCAAAGUUUGGGUGCUGCUGGGUGCAUCAAAACCACUCAUCCGAAAUCCAUUCAUGCCUAAGAUCAGUGCUUGGGUGCUAAAGCUGACUCUGCUUCUGAUUACCGUGUGCCUAGUCCCCUACCCUGACGUCUACGAUCACUCCCCUCUCCUUACACCUGUCAGGGGGGAAUGCUCCCUUUGAGACUUUUCAUUUGACAUAGAGUACACCCCCCUAGCGAGGCAGCGCCCCUCUAGUGAAGCAACAUCUUCAGUGUUGCUUCUAGUCAGGGCAGGAGCAAUACAAAUAUCCUUUAUGAGCGCCAGAAAAAUCGGGAACUCCUCCCACUUUGUCAGGAAGCAAACAACCAGUAGCAGACCAAUGGAGGCGGGUCAACCAUGCUGUUUUUGGAAAAUGUCCAUUGUUAUGCUCUUGGUCAGACCAAGUCUCCAAGAGAUUUAAAGUCCAUGAUAACCACAUCGCUUAAGCACUCACUACCGGGCAAGGCACCAUCACACGCCUACAUCCAUAUGCUGUCCCCUCCUGGCUACGACCACAAGUCAUCCACACCCUUCCCAACACAGUUGUGUAAAUUAUGAGUAGAAGUGCUGUUACGGAUGUAAUUACAACACCAGUAGUAUGAUGUUACAUAGCUGCAACUAGUAGCAGUACUUCUACUUGUACCGUACUUUACACAACUCUGCUUCCUUAUAACCCCUCAACCCCAUGACCCAACCACACUUAAAACCAGACAACCAAACAGCAUCCGCCUUAUGGAGGCACUGGGUGUUCAUCCCUGAACAUAAACACAGACUCACCUGUUAUACCGCUGCACGCCCACCAGACCACAGACACGCCCCUCUCACCUCUGGCUUCCUGUCGUCACUGUCUGUAGGGCGGUGAGUCCUGGAAUCCAAAAAGUUGGAAAGGGCAACAGCAACACACGCACACACACACACACACACACACAAACACACACACACACACACACACACACCCUACUUCACCUCCCCUUUUGCCUUUUGUAUGCUAUUAAACCCACUUCCACCUCCGGCUGUAGGCCAACUGCUCCCCUUUCCUGCCCACUCCACGUCUCACCUCGCCUGGACUCACCCGACCCGUCUCUGCCCUGGGCGUGUGAAGGGAUUCCAAUGCUCUGCCCCUCUCUCCCUCUCCCUCCCCCCUCUCUCCGGGGCAUCCUGACGAGCUCGUUGGGAAUCCUUUGACAGUAAUCAUAAAGUAGUGAUGGCAACUGACGUAAUGGAGAUGCACGCAAUGGCUUGCCAGCGGAGCGAGCGCGUGUCAUUUCACAGCGACAUGCAAGUAACCACAAGACCAGCAGAAGGAAUUGUACGUAAAUUGAGACAAGCGUGCACGACUCUACAAGUCGACUGUGCAGACGAGCGAACACAAUACAAUGUCGUGUCGGCUAUCAAGCGCUCUCUCUUUUUUUGUUCUCUCUCUCUCUCUCUCUCUCUCUCUCUCUCUCUCUCUCUCUCUCUCUCUCUCUCUCUCUCUCUCUCUCUCCGAAGCAAGGUUAUUUAAGACGGAUAAUGAACGAAUUCCCAGUGAAGGAAUGCAUGCGACCAUGGCCAUGUUUCCUCAUGUCCUAUUAGCCUGGUUUGAACUCGGAUCACUCCCAUGUGCAUGCACACCCAUACAUACAUACAUAC